Molecule: messenger RNA, 947 nt
Organism: Talpa occidentalis (Iberian mole)
Lineage: Eukaryota; Metazoa; Chordata; Mammalia; Eulipotyphla; Talpidae
Gene: MITD1
Product: microtubule interacting and trafficking domain containing 1
Exons: 7
Coding region: 67-816 (249 amino acids)
Biological process (GO): midbody abscission
Cellular component (GO): midbody
Source: RefSeq, a predicted model, not a curated record
ACGACUCCGCAAAAGCGCGGAAGUGUUGCCCAGCUGUGUAAGGGUUUGUGGGAAGCUUCGGGAAUCAUGGCUGCGGCGGGGCCGAAAUUAGAUCCCGAAUGCGCAGCUGCAAUCGCUGUACUAAAGCGGGCCGUGGAACUAGACUCGGAGUUUCGGUACCAGCAGGCUCUAGUGUGUUACCAAGAGGGGAUUGAUAUGCUCCUGCAGGUUCUCAAAGGAACCAAAGAUGAUAAAAAGAAAUGUAAUCUCAGGAAAAAAAUUACUGACUAUAUGGAUAGAGCAGAAAACAUAAAGCAAUAUUUGGAUCAAGAAAAAGAAGAUGGAAAAUAUCAUAAGCAAAUUAAAAUAGAAGAGAAUGCAACAGGUUUCAGUUAUGAGUCACUUUUCCAAGAAUACCUUAAUGAAACAAUUACUGAAGUUUGGGUAGAAGAUCCUUACAUUAGAAAUACUCAGCAGCUGUAUAAUUUUCUUCGAUUUUGUGAGAUGCUUAUUAAGAGUCCAUGUAAAGUAAAAACUAUUCAUCUUCUCACCUCUCUGGAUCAAGACAAUGGGAGAACAGAGCAAGUUAGUGCCCUGAAUGAAAUAAAAGGGUCACUCAGGAAUCAUGGAGUGUCAUUGCAACUAGACUACUCUUCUUCAAUACAUGACCGAGAAAUUAGGUUCAACAAUGGAUGGAUUAUCAAGAUUGGAAGGGGACUCGAUUAUUUUAAGAGACCAAAGGGUUCUUUUUCCCUUGGAUAUUUUGAUUAUGAUUUAAGACCAUGUCGUGAAACAACAGUGGACAUUUUUCAUAACAAGCACACAAAAAAAAUAUGAUGGGCAGUAGCCUAAUUUACAAUAUAUAUUUCUUUUUUUAUGUGAUUGUUGGAUUUUUUUUCUUUUGACUGACCAUUCCUGUAAUGUAUGCACUUAACAAUAAACUUACACAUUUUUACUAAUUUAUGAAU